AUGAAUGAGCUGCAAGCGCUUCCGUUCUGGCAUCCAGGACGGUAUGUGCACACGACUCAGUUUGAUGCCAUCUUCUGCGGCGUUAUUUUAGCAAACACGGUUGUGAUGGCGCUGCAGAUGCAGUACAAUGGCUUGCGUCGUGGGUACGUGUUGGGUGCUCCUCACUUCGAUGUCGAUGCCAGCGAAUACUGGCCGCAAGCACCACUGGCUUUCCUGAUUUUGGACUGGGUCUUUGGGAUCACGUAUUGCUUGGAGCUGAUCAUCAAGCUUGUAGGCUUCAAAAGGCGCUUUUUCUUGGAAUGGUGGAAUUGGUUCGACGGAGCUAUUGUCAUGAUGUGGCUUGUGGAAGUUGGCCUAAAAUCUGUCAUUACCAUGGAGCCUGCAGUUCUCCGCAUGAUGAAGAUGGCACGACUCCUUCGGCUAAUCCGCUUGGUAAAGACAAUUCAAGGCUUUGAUGCAUUGUACAUCAUGACGACGGCUAUGCAGGGCAGUGCCACAUGCUUGUUUUGGUCCUUCAUGUUGCUCACCACGGUGCAGAUGAUGAUUGCAUUCUUCCUGAACGAGUCCCUGGAGAUAUACUUCUUGGAUGAGACCAAACCCGCAUCAGAAAAGUUGGAGGUUUUCGAGUACUUUGGCACUACCGCAAGAGUCAUGCUCACCAUGUUCGAACUCACUUUGGCGAAUUGGCCGACAGCUGCUCGUAUCUUGCAGGAGAACGUCACAGAAUUCUACUCACUCUUCUCUGUGUCCUACAAGUUGAUCGUUGGCUUUGCCGCGGUCGGAAUUAUCAACGGUGUCUUCAUGCAAGAAACUUUCAAAGUGGCAGCGUCCGAUGACAAACUCAUGAUGCGGCAGAAGGAGCGAGAUCGGUCGCUGCACACGAAGAAGAUGAGGACACUUUUCGCGGCAGCUGAUGAAUCGGGAGAUGGCUUUAUCGAUCGGCAAGAAUUCUGCGAAAUCAUGAACAUACCAGAAGUGAGGACCUGGCUGGCGGCCCAGGAACUUCCCGUUCGUGACCCGAAUGUAUUGUUCAGUCUGCUUGAUGAUGGGGAUGCCGAGCUUACCGCCGAAGAGCUAGUCAAAGGCGUCGAACGCCUAAAAGGAACUGCCAAAGGCAUUGACCUGGCUGCUUUCAUAGCUGAAUAUCGCAGCUUCGCUACGAAAGUCGCCGAAAAGAUGGAUAUCACGCUGGACUUCCCAUUGCCGAAGACGGAUGAUGAUGACGAUGACGACGAUGAGGGGGAGGAGGAGGAAGAGAAGAAGGAAGAAAAGAAGGCAGAGUGA
This is a messenger RNA of Symbiodinium natans, 1284 nucleotides long. Lineage: Eukaryota; Dinophyceae; Suessiales; Symbiodiniaceae. The record is from the annotation of a GenBank genome assembly.